Silurus meridionalis is the source of this 1919-nucleotide messenger RNA. It is a transcript of the gene elavl1b, whose product is annotated as ELAV like RNA binding protein 1b. Gene Ontology annotation, molecular function: RNA binding. Lineage: Eukaryota; Metazoa; Chordata; Actinopteri; Siluriformes; Siluridae. The record is from RefSeq and is a predicted model, not a curated record. The coding region runs from base 189 to 1316 and encodes 375 amino acids. The transcript is spliced from 9 exons. Gene Ontology annotation, cellular component: ribonucleoprotein complex.
UGCGGCGCGGUGCGGUGCGGUGCGGCGCGCGCCCCUUUCCACCACAUCCGGGACAGAGGCUCGUUAUUGUUCGAGCGCGCACGAGCAGGCCCACUUCGCUGUGAUACAGAAGCGCAGCACUCAGCUCUGUGGGAACUCGUCUAUUAUUACUAUUACUGGUUCAGGUUUGGCUGGAGUUUAGUGGACACAUGGCUGUGAGACGAGGACACAUCAGAUACCUGAAGGUUUGUGAGGUGCAGAGUCAGGGGAAUGACCGAGAGCUGCAGCAGCUCGGCAAGGGGGGGAGCAUGAAGGAUGCCUACGAUCUUCCUAACGGUUUUGAGAGCCACUUGGGAGAUGAACCCAAAGAUGCUAAAACAAACCUGAUAGUCAAUUACCUGCCCCAGAACAUGAGUCAGGAUGAGCUGCGCAGUUUGUUCAGCAGCAUCGGGGAGGUCGAGUCCGCCAAACUCAUCCGUGACAAAAUGGGAGGCCACAGUUUAGGGUACGGAUUUGUUAACUAUAUUAACCCUAGUGAUGCAGAAAGGGCAAUCAGUACUCUCAAUGGGCUGAGACUACAGUCUAAAACUAUCAAGGUCUCUUAUGCCAGGCCAAGCUCUGACACUAUAAAAGAUGCCAAUCUUUACAUUAGUGGCCUGCCCAAGACCAUGACACAGAAGGAUGUGGAGGACUUGUUUACCCAGUAUGGACGCAUCAUUAACUCCAGGGUGUUGGUGGAUCAGGCUUCAGGCCUGUCACGUGGCGUCGCUUUCAUUCGCUUCGAUAAGAGAAUUGAAGCAGAAGAUGCCAUCAAGGGUCUGAAUGGCCAGAAGCCCACUGGAGCAUCCGAGCCCAUCACAGUCAAGUUUGCAGCAAAUCCCAACCAGGCGAAGAACUCCCAGCUGCUGUCGCAGUUCUAUCACACGCAGUCCCGGCGAUUUGGAGGCCCGGUUCAUCAUCAGACUCAGAGGUUCAGGUUUUCACCAAUGAGCGUAGACCACAUGAGUAGUGUGUCUAGCAUGAACGUGGCGUCGAGCUCAACCUCCGGCUGGUGCAUUUUCAUUUACAAUCUGGGCCAAGAUUGUGAUGAAGGCCUGCUGUGGCAGAUGUUCGGCCCGUUCGGGGCGGUCACCAACGUAAAAGUAAUCCGUGACUUCAACACCAACAAAUGCAGAGGCUUCGGCUUCGUCACCAUGACCAACUACGAAGAGGCAGCCAUGGCCAUCGCCAGCCUCAACGGGUAUCGUCUAGGGGACAAAGUGCUGCAGGUUUCCUUCAAGACCAAUAAUUGUAAAUAUUCCUUCAGCGACCCCUGUAACCUUCCCGAGUCUAUCUGAAGUGAUUAAGGUUUUGGACCAAAGGCGACGGAGAGUUUGCUUCAAAUUACUGAUUUAUACAAAUGUUUAUUGAAGUUUUUUUUUGGCAUGUGAUAUUGUAGUUAAUAUGAUCACAUACGUUUUGCUUUGAGAAGUUUUGUUUUCUUGAUUGACUUUUUUUUUUUUUUUUGGACUGUUGUGAAGCUCUCCUCUGGGGUGGACUUUGGUCACCAUUUCAUUUUGAAUGUAUAACUUUACUGUCCCCACACACACACACACACUGUCUUCUGUUUAUGACUCUAAUUCAUUGUUUUUCUACUUGUUUUGUAAUGGAGUCUGCAACUUACACAAACUGUACAUAGUAAUUUGUUCUGCUUGGUGUAAGAGUCACUUCUAAUCCUGAACCACUCUGAAUCCAGGGCAUAUUAAACAUUUAUUGAUGAGUAUAUUGUUUGUUUAUAGGCAGCCUGCAGUUUUUGCUUACAGUACAGUUUUUCCUUUUUCUCUCUGAUCGUAUGCAUGUUCAUUUGAUGUUCCUUAGCUGUAGCUUCACUCUGUCUACUUCAUCAGAAGUGCUAUGGCGCUUUUAUGUAUUUACAAAUAAACACCAUGGUUUUGUUGUAA